UAGUUGGGGAGAAAGAUUGUGCGGAUGCAAAAAGGGGCAUGUAUGAAGCUGGGCUGGUGGGUUGCUCCUGCCAGGGCUUCUCAGGAGACCCAGAAAGUCCGAGAUACUCAUGAUUGUGCCGACACCCUUGCCUGCAUAUCCUGUCUCCAACCUGCAACUUCAGGUUAUGAUGUUUGUAACAAAGCAAACAAUCUGCGUUGCAGCCCCAAGGCCCAGAAGAGACCAAGAGUAGAAAAGACAGCUAAAAGAGAUCAAGAAUUUACUGACUGAAAAUGGCAGAAAGAACCUUAGAGAAGUUAGAUAUUCUGGAUGAGCAGGCAAAGAUACUCUUGGCCAGAAGAGAAAAGUGUUGUACUUUGGAUUUAUUGCAGAAAAACAGGCUUCAGAGUCAAGUAAAGAAAAAGACUUUGGUUAGACCACUGACAUUUGACUUUCAGUUGGAAUCUGAAGCGGCUAUUGCUCCAUCCACAUCUAAGAAAGCAUCCAGGAUCACAGAAGAGGAGUCAUAUAGUAUUAAAAAAUCAAAAAGAUAUGUCUUUUUAAAAAAUGAGCCUGAACCUACAAAGAGUGAUUUUGUACCACACUUUGUACCAACAAAUAUAAAAAAUCAAGAAAGGAAGUCAAUAGAGUCAUUGAAAGAAAAACUGAAUUCAAGAUCUUUUAGAACUUUUCUUGAUCUUAAGAAUACAGCUAAGAAUAAACAAGAAUAUGGAAGAACAUUGGCUUCUACAAACAUUUCUCCUGUACCCAGGAUUCAACCUAAUGCUUAUAAGAAAGAAAAAGACUCUGCUCUAUUUGCAGCUCAAGCCAGAAAAAAACCUAAGGAAUCAGCUGAUUUGGCUAGUCACUUAGAAGAUUCUGUCAAUAAAAGAAGAAAAUCUCCCCCACAGAUCGAUGAUUUUAGCUCAAAAGAAAACAAAACCAUCAGAAAUGAUCCAUUAAGUGAAUACUGUUCAGUAAGAAAGAAAAGCUUGCUCCCCUUGUGCUUUGAGGAUGAAUUUAAAAAACCAAAUGCCAAGAUAAUCAACAUUAGUCCAGCAAAGACAGUAACUUCUCACAUGGAACAAAAUGACACAAAUCCCAUAAUUUUCCAUGAAACUGGAUAUGUACAAAUGUUACUUUUGACAAAAAAUAGACUUCCUCCCUCUAGUAUGAAAGAUGAAAACAUUUACCUACAUAAAAGAGCAGAUUUUGUCUUAGAAAGAAAUUGCAAAAUCCUCAAAUCUUUAAUUAGAGAUCAACUUAUUAUUCCUUCCAAACCUAAAAGAAUUAUGCCUACAACAUGGAAAAGAAAUACACAAGCAAUAUCUUUUGAAAUGGGCCAUAGAGUUGUAGAGAGUAAACAAAAGAAGAAAACUAGUAAGAAGACAUUUGAAAAUGUAUCCCGGAGUAAACUCUAUAAUUUCUCACAGACUUUUUCCGGCCUAACAAAAACAGUUACUCAAGAUAUGAGUACUAGACAUGGCAACUUUGAAAGAAUGUUUUCUACAGUAAAACCCAUUAGCAAGUUCAGUACCUUACCUGUCAAAUAUUGUUCAAAGCCUUUAAAAAAUGUACUCAAAGUCCAUAAAUUAAAUAAUGUAACACCCUUGGAUGAUUUGUUAAACUAGUCAAGUGAAAAUUAGACCCCUCAAAAAAUAAUGUUUAUGCAGCAAUUAGGUAACAAAAAGAAAAUAACGAAGUUCCAAGAUUAUAGAAGAAAUUGUUACCUAAAUAAUGUCCUAAUGGAUGGUAUAAGAAAGCAAAGAAUAGAAAUUGGAAUUAUAAAUCAACCGUCAUCUGUUCAAGAAAAGCCAAUAUUUUUAGUAAAUGAAAGGACAAAGUUAGGAAAUAAUUAUCAACAAGAGGGACUAAUUCAUGAAUUUUUAUGAUCUCAAUUAGAUUCCUCAAUCAUCAGAAUUUCUACAGUAAAGUCUGAUUUGGGACCAGGAAUGGCAUACACCAUCUCUGGAAAUUUGCUAUCAGAAGCCAAACAGCAUCAAUAACCUUGCGCAAUAAUUGAAUAUCAAAUAAGACAAAUGCACUAUUAACCUGAUACAUGUGGAAUUCAUCAUAUAUCAGCAUUUUGGAUAAUCAUUGGAAAAUAGGAUUAUAUUAGCAAUUCAUGCAAUUAAAAACACUUUGUAAAAUUUAAAA
This is a messenger RNA of Suricata suricatta (meerkat), 2136 nucleotides long. It is a transcript of the gene C8H1orf141, whose product is annotated as chromosome 8 C1orf141 homolog. Bases 273 to 1610 code for a protein of 445 amino acids. NCBI's taxonomy places the organism in Eukaryota, Metazoa, Chordata, Mammalia, Carnivora, Herpestidae. The transcript is spliced from 10 exons. The record is from RefSeq and is a predicted model, not a curated record.